Molecule: messenger RNA, 926 nt
Organism: Dalotia coriaria
Lineage: Eukaryota; Metazoa; Arthropoda; Insecta; Coleoptera; Staphylinidae
Gene: sni
Product: SDR family oxidoreductase sniffer
Exons: 5
Coding region: 136-879 (247 amino acids)
Cellular component (GO): cytoplasm
Molecular function (GO): carbonyl reductase (NADPH) activity
Source: RefSeq, a predicted model, not a curated record
GGAUCCUACUCAUUCGCCAUUAAACAAAACAAGAUCGCACGAUUGACUGCAACCGCAAUUUUGAGGCGUUUAGUUGCUUAAAGUCUCAAUUUCGUUGCGACACGUCGCGGAGCAAGUCUAUUGAAAGUGUGAAUAAUGCGUUCGAUUUUGAUUACUGGAUGUAACCGUGGUCUGGGACUAGGUUUGGUCAAGCACUUGCUGAAACGUGCCGACCGGCCGGAAUUGCUCAUCGCCACAUGCCGGGACAUGACAAAAGCUCAGGAACUGCAAGAACUGUCAAACAGCAAUAAGAAUGUCCACAUUUUGCAGUUUGAUGUGACUGAAUUUGAUAAACAUAAACAAUUUGCCACGGAAGUGCAGAAAAUUGUUGGAGAUGACGGCCUCAAUGUACUCUUUAACAAUGCAGGCACCUCCCCAAAAUAUACGCGCUUACCCUUUGUCAAACCCGAGCAAUUGAUGGACACAUUCCGAACCAAUACAGUUGCGCCUAUCAUUUUAGCUAAGACAUUGUUGCCCUUUUUAAAACAAGCCGCACAAAAAAAUAUCUCCUUACCAAUGGGUGUUCAACGCGCAGCCAUUGUCAACAUGUCGUCCAUAUUAGGUUCUAUUCAAAAUAAUCAAGAUGGCGGAUUGUAUCCCUACAGAUGUUCUAAAACAGCAUUGAAUCAAGCAACAGCCACGAUGCGGAUGGACUUGAAAGAAGAUGGGAUCAUGGCGGUUGCACUACAUCCGGGAUGGGUGCGCACGGACAUGGGCGGAUCCAAAGCUCCUUUGGACGUCGAUCAAAGCACUUCGGCAAUGGUCGAUUUUAUAUAUUCCAUGGGCGAAUCCCACAACGGCGGCUUUUAUCAAUAUGAUGGAGAAAAAAUUCCAUAUUAAUUGUUACAGAAUGUUCUCAUAAUGAUUUCAAUAAAAUUUACAAUCAA